Aspergillus tanneri is the source of this 426-nucleotide messenger RNA. RefSeq lists its product as uncharacterized. The transcript has 4 exons. The record is from RefSeq and is a predicted model, not a curated record. The coding region runs from base 1 to 426 and encodes 141 amino acids. Lineage: Eukaryota; Fungi; Ascomycota; Eurotiomycetes; Eurotiales; Aspergillaceae.
AUGACCCUCAAAUACCUCAUAACCGGCGCAAGCGGUGGCCUAGGCGCACACGACCUUGACUGCUUCGUCGCUAACUGGCCAUUGUCUGAAUUCGCCACCGCAUCUUCCAAAGAAUCAAAAAAGGCAACCGCGAUCGAAGGUGUUGACAAUUUAUUCUUCGUUAGUACGAACGUUUUGGAUAAUGAGCGGAGGAAAAAGCAGCAUGGGAAUUUUAUAGAUCCCGCGAGGAAAGUUGGAGUUAAACAUGUGUGGUAUACAUCUCUCGCAUUAAGUGGUUUCAAGUCCGAUUCCCAGGCUGCAAUGCUGCGGACGCAUUAUGAGACGGAGGAUCUCCUGAAAGAAUCGGGAUUAACUUACACGUCCAUCAGAGAGGGAGCCUACGCAUACGCUUCCCUGCCUUCGUUAAUUGGCUUCCUGAUUCACUGA